Salvelinus namaycush (lake trout) is the source of this 3058-nucleotide messenger RNA. RefSeq names its product CAP-GLY domain containing linker protein 1b (gene clip1b). Gene Ontology annotation, molecular function: microtubule plus-end binding. Bases 246 to 2813 code for a protein of 855 amino acids. The transcript has 19 exons. Lineage: Eukaryota; Metazoa; Chordata; Actinopteri; Salmoniformes; Salmonidae. Gene Ontology annotation, biological process: cytoplasmic microtubule organization; positive regulation of microtubule polymerization. The record is from RefSeq and is a predicted model, not a curated record. Gene Ontology annotation, cellular component: nucleus; cytoplasm; microtubule plus-end.
CCGUUCUUAUUAUACAUCAAUGUGCUGGGCAGGGUUAGGGAAUUAACGGGCGUACUGUUGCAGUUAUUUUAAUCGCUUCGAUCAAAACAGUGAUUUGUCGACUACACUUCAGGCCUCGGCCUCAAGGUGGGGCAGAACAAAGUAGGUGGUGGGGCAGGAAGGCCUAGGCCCCCCCAUCCUGACAAGAGGCCAGACCCAGCUUCUGCUCCAGUAGCCCAUAGCCUCUUCAGGACCAAGUAGGGACCAUGAGCACAGGCAAGCCCAGCGGAAUCAAGCCUCCCAGCAAGAUAAGCAGGCCAACUGGAUUACCAACACGCACCUCCCCUUCCUCUACUGCUCCAAAGCCUGUACCUCCUGAGAAGUCUCCCACCCAGGAUGGAGAAAUGGACUACCAGGUGGGGGAGAAGGUGUGGGUCAACGGCAACAAGCCAGGAUAUGUCCACUUCCUGGGGGGCACGCAGUUUGCCCCAGGCCAGUGGGCCGGCAUCGUCCUGGAUGAGGCCAUCGGAAAGAAUGACGGGUCGGUGGCGGGGGUCCAGUACUUCCAGUGCGAGGACGGCAGAGGAAUAUUCACACGCCCCUCCAAGCUGACCAAGACGGCUAUGCCAGAGAUGGAGGCCAACUGUGGGCAGCCUAACCCUGGCGAGACAGGGGCAAACUCCCCUACCGCUGCUGCUGCUGGGGCUGCUAAUACCACUGGUAACAGCACCAAGACACCGCUGAGCAGAACCAUGACGGGCAGUGGGUCAGUGUCCAACCUCUCUGAGACAGACUCAGCCAAGAAGACCAGAAGAGAAUUGAGACUGGGAGACCGCGUGCUGGUGGGAGGUAAUAAGUCGGGGGUGGUGAGGUUCAUGGGGGAGACAGAGUUUGCCAAGGGGGAGUGGUGUGGAGUGGAGCUGGACGAACCACUUGGGAAGAAUGAUGGAGCCGUGGCUGGAUCCAGGUAUUUCCAGUGCCUGCCGCGGUACGGCCUGUUUGCGCCGGUCCACAAGGUGAGUCGUAUCGGCUUCCCCAGCACCCUGGCUAAAGCCAAGGCCUCCUCACGGAGACACUCCACCAUGAAGAGGAGUCCUAGCGCCUCCUCCUUGAGCUCCCUGAGCUCUGUCACCUCCUCUGUUAGUGGGAAACCCAGCCGCUCUGGCCUGCUGACCGAGACCUCUUCGCGGUAUGCUCGUAAGAUCUCUGGCACUACAGCGCUACAGGAAGCCCUGAAGGAGAAGCAGCAGCACAUCGAGCAGCUAUUGGCCGAGAGGGACAUGGAACGCGGGGAGGUCGCCAAGGCAACCAGCCAUGCUGGGGAGGUGCAGCAGGAACUGUCACUGCUCACGAAGGUUCAGGGGCAGUAUGCUAUGGAGAUGGAGGCUAAGCUAGAUCAACUGCGUGAACUGGUGGAGACAGCAGACAGAGACAAGGUGGAGCUUCUGAACCAACUGGAGGAAGAGAAGAGGAAAGUGGAAGACCUGCAGUUCACUGUGGAGGAAGCUUGCAUCACUAAAGGUGACCUAGAGGUGGCCACAGUGUCUGAGCGGUCUAGGAUCAUGGAGCUGGAGAGAGAGGUCGUGGAGCUGCAGUUGAGACUACGGUCCUCCCAGCAGACAGAGGGUGCUGUGUCGCUGUCACCAGAGGAGCUCAGCGACCUCAAGGCCCGGGCCCAGUCCCAGGAGAAGAAGAUCAGCGAAAUUAGUGUGGAGCUGGACAACAGGCAGGAACAGCUUCGCUCUGUGGAGGAGGACAAAAUCUCCCUGGAACAGCAGCUAAUCAGCCUGAGACAGAAACUGGACGCUGCAGAGAAAGACAACACGACGAUGGCACAAACCAUGCAUGAGCUGGAGAACAGAGUGGCGCAGGCGGGAAAAGAGAGGGAGGCACAGAGAGAAGAGAACCAAUGCAAAGAGAAAGAGCUUCAGGAUAGACUGACGCAGGCUGCUGAGUCGUCAGAGAGGACCACCCACUCCGUCGAGCAGCUGACCAAUGAGAAGACAGCGCUGGAGGCUCAGCUCGAGGCGCUGAAACGACAGAAUUCCAAAUACCAGGAAGAACUCAGUCUCUCGCAGGAGCGGAGCAGCUCGGAAAACCAGCGCAUCGGAAAUCUGUGCAAGGAAAUUGAGGAACUGAAGCUGAACAGUCAUAAGUCUCAGUACCAGCAAGACAUGAAAGACAGGGAAACUCUAUCCAACCAGGAGACAGGGGAGGAGAGAAACUUCCAGAAGACAGAUAAGGACAAGGAGCUGGAGACUCUGAGGAAUGAGAUUGUGGUGCUGCAAGGUGAGAACGCCAUAGCCAAGACGCUGCAGUCUGCCGUUGAGGCGCUGGAGAGAGACAAGGCCCAACUACAGGGAUGUGUCACCAGCCUGGAGCAGAGGCUCAUGGGACAGCAGGCCUCCGAGGGAGGGGACAGUGGAAUGCCUUCCUCAGGUGACGCAGUUCUGGACCAGCUGAGAGAAGAGAAGGAGUUUGCAGAGGGACAGAUUAACUUCCUGAACAGUGUGAUCGUGGACCUGCAGAGGAAGAACGAGGAGUUGAAGGUGAAGCUGAAGAAGAUGGUUCUGGCUGAGUUCAACGGCGGCACUGACGGUUUGGAAGAGUGUGGAUCUAAGAAGGACAAGAAGGCUCCUCCUCGUCUGUUCUGUGAUAUCUGUGACUGUUUCGACCUCCAUGACACCGAAGAUUGUCCGACCCAGGCCCAGAGCCCUGACUCAGUGCCCCACUCUUCCUUCAAGGGCAAGCCAGCCGACCAGCGGCCGUACUGCGACAUCUGUGAGGCCUUUGGUCACUCCACAGAGUCCUGCCAAGAUGACCAGACCUUCUAGACUCACUCUCAUCCAAAGUAUCCCACCCCUGCCCUGCACAGAACGCCAAACACCGACCAGACUCCCUCUGGGUUUUUAUAUCGUAUUUAUGUACGUCACUCACUGUCAUAGUCCACUUAGGUAACUCAAAAUCCCCCGCUCCCUAAGACUCUCCUAUUACUUCUACUACUUCCUCUCACUAACUUUUCUCUCCCCCCUCUCCAACUCUCCUUUCCUCGCUUUCCUCCUUCUUGCUAACUCUCCUC